AUGGAUACGGAAAGCUCCCAUGGACAAGACAGUGAUUUCACACAAUCACCGUGGGUGGACAUGGGCGGGUUCUCUCCCUCUCAGCAUUCACCGCCACUGGAUUAUCAUGGGUUUGGAUAUGGCGUGAUGCCCAUGGAUUCGGCCUACGAUGUGUCGAUACCACCUCCAUAUGCAUCUUUGCCAUUGACGCUGCCAUCCAGCACAUGGCCUAGCAUGCUCACUCCCGGGCAAUAUGCGGAGACAGGCAUGCCUCCGGUCCAGAUACAACCUUCCGUGACGCCCGUUGUACCCGUUCCGCCGCCGCCACCACGCAAAGCGUCCACCAGCAGCUCGACACCACGGAGGACGCUUACGGAUGAUGAUCGCCGACGCAUGUGCCUCUACCACGAGGAGAACAAGACGGCCAAGCAGACUGAUAUUGGCGUACUCCGCCAGAAAGAAAAGUACCUGAACCCAGAGGAUGGGAGUCGGUCUCCCAUUAAGCGAGCCAAAGGGAGAGUCCCUGAUAUCGAGAAGGCUUUAUCCAAUUGGGUAAGAAACUACCAGCGACAUGGCUACUCUCUCAGCGAUGAAAUGAUCAAGGAGAAAGCCCUUUUCUUCGCCAGCACCUGUGGCGCCAAUGAAGGAAAAGAAAAGGUCCUGACCACGAGCUGGCUGGAGAAAUUCAAGCAUAAAAACAAUCUGUUAGGUGCUAAAUCUCGAAAGAGUUCCUUUAGCACUACCAAGAGCGACUCCGACAGUCCCACUGGUCUAAGCAUCAAUUCGGCAUUGGCAUCCGCUGUCCAGUCUCCAACUCUCUUAUCCCCGACCUCCCCUGGCUUCGCCACGCCGUCCCCAUUGUCCCCAACACAAAGCCAGGACAACAUCAAAGCUGAGGCCCUGGCCGAGCUCAUAAGCGAUUAUCAACAGCAUAUACAAACCAAGAACGCCACAUCGCUUGAUACCACUGUGACCAGCCCAACCUCCACCUUGGUGUCGGAAAGUCCUUUCACUCCCACCAGUCAGUCCCGCAAUACCUCCGCGGAUGGCUUUCCUAACAGGCCGCGAAGCCAAACAUGUCCCCUUACCUCUGUCGACCCCGGAUCUAUGAUUCCGGAUGACCCUUCCGAGCAGGUCUCUCCGAGGACUUCCCUUCAGCCACCAUUCCCAGGGACCUUGCAAGACUCCCCCAUGGAGGACGACCAUGAUCCCAAAAAGCUACCUGGUCUUGAUACUUCGGCCAACAUGAUCAAACGCAACCGGAGCAACCCUGAGAUUCGGGCCAAGACCAUUUACCCACCGCUGUUUUCCAAGUCAACCACCGUUUCUCCUGUUAGUUCUCCGGGCUCCCCUACUCAGGAUGAGGCCCGGAAGGCACUGGAGUUGGUGAUGAAUUAUUUCGAAGCCCAACCUGCUGGUCUUGGGGCACAGGAAUACUUGACCAUUGGGAAGUUGAUGGAGCGGCUCGAACUGGCCAAAGGCCAGCAGACUACUCUUCCGGGAGGCCUCACCCGCAUUGACGAGCACGAGGAUGCUCCCCAUGUCACCAGAAAAAGAAGCAUCCACAGCCUAGGUUAG
Aspergillus affinis is the source of this 1557-nucleotide messenger RNA. Its product is annotated as DNA-binding domain-containing protein. The record is from RefSeq and is a predicted model, not a curated record. The coding region runs from base 1 to 1557 and encodes 518 amino acids. NCBI's taxonomy places the organism in Eukaryota, Fungi, Ascomycota, Eurotiomycetes, Eurotiales, Aspergillaceae. The transcript is spliced from 2 exons.